AUGGUGUUCAGGUCGCCGCUCGACUUCCUCUCAGCCUCCCGGGUCCUCCUGCCUGCCUUCACCCAUGCACCCCCCAUGGCCCGGUCCCGGUCCCCGGAGGACCCCCCCUGUGCUCCCCUGACCCUCCCCGGGCUGUGCUUCUCCACGGAGCAGAUCGCCAGCGUGUGUGAGACCCUGGAGGAGACCGGGGACACGGAGCGUCUGGCCCGGUUCCUCUGGUCUCUCCCGGUGACCCCGGACGGCCGAGACUCCAUCUCUGAGCACGAGUCUGUGCAGAGGGCCCGGGCCGUGGUGGCCUUCCACACCGGGAGCUUCCGGGAGCUGUACCGGAUCCUGGAGACGCACCGCUUUACGCGCAGCUCUCACGGGAAGCUGCAGGCCAUGUGGCUGGAGGCUCACUACCGGGAGGCCGAGAAGCUCCGGGGGAGGCCGCUCGGACCUGUGGACAAGUACCGGGUGAGGAAGAAGUUCCCGUUACCGAGGACCAUCUGGGACGGGGAGCAGAAGACGCACUGCUUCAAGGAGCGCACCAGGGGGCUGCUGAGAGAGUGGUACCUGCAGGACCCCUACCCGAACCCGGGGAAGAAGAGGGAGCUGGCUCAUGCAACCGGACUCACACGGGAACCAAGACGGAGGCAGGUCGGGAACUGGUUCAAGAACUGAGAGGCUGAGAGAGACCUCCUGUCUCUGCUCAAUCCCAGGUUGCAACACCACCGGAUGUGUCCAGGCGGUGCGCGGUCGUUCAGCGGAGGAGAGUGCAGUCCAGACGAGAGUGGGGAGCACGCAGAUGGAGAAACUCUCCUCUCAGUAACGGACAGUGACUCGGACUUGGAUGUUUGAGACUCAAACACAAAAUGGACUUCAGGGCCUGCGGUGGUCCUUGGUGGAUUAGCGGAGGACCACCCGGCCUACACUGAGGAACAACACA
Molecule: messenger RNA, 928 nt
Organism: Anoplopoma fimbria (sablefish)
Lineage: Eukaryota; Metazoa; Chordata; Actinopteri; Perciformes; Anoplopomatidae
Gene: six3b
Product: SIX homeobox 3b
Biological process (GO): eye development; regulation of transcription by RNA polymerase II
Cellular component (GO): nucleus; transcription regulator complex
Molecular function (GO): RNA polymerase II cis-regulatory region sequence-specific DNA binding; DNA-binding transcription factor activity, RNA polymerase II-specific
Source: RefSeq, a predicted model, not a curated record